Messenger RNA from Cryptococcus deneoformans JEC21, 1298 nucleotides. RefSeq lists its product as hypothetical. The coding region runs from base 239 to 961 and encodes 240 amino acids. Gene Ontology annotation, biological process: negative regulation of protein binding; negative regulation of SCF-dependent proteasomal ubiquitin-dependent catabolic process; regulation of ERK1 and ERK2 cascade. The record is from RefSeq and is a predicted model, not a curated record. The transcript has 8 exons. Gene Ontology annotation, molecular function: F-box domain binding; protein tyrosine/serine/threonine phosphatase activity. Gene Ontology annotation, cellular component: cytoplasm; nucleoplasm. Lineage: Eukaryota; Fungi; Basidiomycota; Tremellomycetes; Tremellales; Cryptococcaceae.
AACAUCAUCUUUAUCUUCUCUCAUUGUCACAGUAUCGCACCCGUUAAUCACUAGGGUACUAUCUUAUCCCCUCCACAUCUUACUUCUUUAAAACACCUCGGAUUCUCUUCUCGUGCCCGACAGUUGCGCUGUACUUGCAGUGAUCUACACUAUUCGCCAUCGCGCAUCAUAUUGUUCCUCCGAACCAGCAGCGAAGCCGAACUUAGAAUAGAAGGCCGCAAAAUUUUCUACUGUUUCCAUGGAUCACAUUGCCGCAAGCUCAUUUAAUACAUCCACUUGGAUGCCCAAUGGUCUUCCAGAGCAUAAUGGCGCCCCACCUCCGCCGAUGAACAACUCAUCUAUCAUCAAUGGGAAUAGCGAAUGGAAGUAUGAGAUGCGACGGGAAGCGCAACUUAUAAUACCUGGCUUAUAUUUGGGGCCAUUUCAAGCAUCUUUGAACUCAAACAAGAUGAAACAGAUGGGAAUAACGCAUGUGCUUUGUAUUCGAGACCAGAAGGAAGCCAGAUUAAUAUUUCCAAGAUUUCCGGAAGAGUUUAAAUACAUGACACUCGACAUCAGUGACCAUCCUGAUCAAAAUUUGAUCACCAUUUUCCCUACCUGCAGAGAUUUUGUGGAGGAGGCACUUUCCACGGGUGGGACUGUUCUCGCACAUUGUAACGGGGGAAUUGCUCUCUCGCCUGCUAUUGUUGUCGGAUAUCUCAUGUGGAAAUUCAAUUGGACGGCCGAGCAUGCUCUUGCACAUGUCCAGAAUAAACGGUAUUGUGUCAGCACAAUGAGUUUCCAGAACCAGUUCAAAGAGUACGAACCUAUCUACAUGGCACAAAAAAUGGUGGAGACUGCAGCGAAAAGAGAGACUACAACAAGUAAACGACAGGUGGAAGAAGAAGACGAGGAAGGGGAUGGUUAUCGGAGAAAGCAACGCUAUGUGCAGGGAGAAGCUUCAGAUAUGAUCUUGGAUUGAAAGAUAAUGAGCGUGUUUCUUCUGGCUUCUACAGCUGAGUCCAUUACCCGCCUUAAUAUUACAAAUAUUGUAUUUGCACAUGUACAUUCAACCAAAAGGCUACUAUUGAUAUCUGUAUCGAGAUGACCGGCAGCGAAGGGCAAACAAUUGCCUGUUGUACUCGUAUUGUAUGGAUUGGAAGACAAAAUGCGUUGUUCAUUAACAACUUACGACAGAUUAUGACAGAUAAGGAAAAGAUUGAUCUCCGUCUUUACUCUUUACUCUUGCAAUUGAUUGUCAUGCUACUAAAAAGUGCAUGAAAAAUAAAGGCAUGUCUGCAGCUUUACUUUCGUUGUAA